UGUGCAAAAUUAUUCAACCUCUCGAUUUAUAAUGGCCAUAUAUCUUACCUAUAUUAAACUCAACUAAAUUCUAACUAACUCUACUUCUUCACAUUAUAAAUAUGUAUAAUUUAUAAGAAACACAAGAUUGUUCUCACUUAGCUAGUAAUUAAUUUCACUUAUACAUAUACAUAAUUAUAAUAUGGCUUCCAUAACUGUGGACCAAAUUCGAAAGAGCCAGCGUGCUGAUACUCCGGCCGCCAUUCUCGCCAUCGGCACGGCCAAUCCGGCCAAUUUUGUGACCCAAGCUAAUUAUCCCGAUUACUACUUCAACGUCACCAAAAGCCAACACAUGACUAACCUCAAAAAUAAGUUUCAACAUAUAUGUAAUAACACGACAAUAAGAAAACGUUACACACACUUAGAUGAAGAGUAUUUGAAGCAAAACCCAAACAUGUGUGAGUACAUGGCACCAUCCCUAAAUGCACGUCAAUCCAUGUUGGUCACAGAGGUUCCCAAGCUUGGAAAAGAAGCUGCCAUGAAGGCCAUCAAAGAAUGGGGACAACCCAACAAAUCUAAGAUCACACAUCUAAUCUUUUGCACCAUGUCCGGUAUCGAUAUGCCCGGUGCCGACUACCAUUGCGCAAAGCUUCUCGAACUCGAACCAACCGUAAAGCGUGUGAUGUUGUAUCAACACGGUUGUCACGGCGGCGGAACCGUUCUACGCCUCGCAAAGGAUUUAGCAGAGAAUAACAAAGGUGCUCGAGUUCUCGCUGUGUGUUCUGAUAUCAUGGCUUUCAUGUUUCGUGGGCCUACUAAGUCUCAUUUAGCUUCCAUGGUGGGACAAGCUUUGUUUGGAGAUGGAGCUUCAGCAGUUAUUGUUGGUGCUGAACCCAAUGAGUCAAUGGGGGAAAGACCCAUAUUUGAGUUAGUAUCAGCUGCGCAAACGAUCUUGCCAAACUCAGACAAAGCCAUCAUUGGAAAUGUUAGGGAAAUGGGGUUGACAUUUGACUUACGUAAAGAUGUUCAUUUGUUGAUUUCUAACAACAUUGAGAAGAGUUUGAUGGAGGCAUUCACUCCAAUUGGGAUUAGUGAUUGGAACUCCUUAUUUUGGAUUACACAUCCAGGUGGACCAACUAUUCUGAAUGCAGUGGAAGCUGAACUUGAGUUGAAGAAAGAGAAGUUGGAAAUUUCACGUUAUGUGCUAAGUGAGUAUGGAAACAUGUCAAGCUCAUGUGUGUUUUUUAUAAUGGAUGAAUUGAGAAAGAGAUCGUUGAAGGAAGGGAAAUCCACCACUGGGGAUGGGUUUGAGUGGGGUGUUCUUUUUGGGUUUGGCCCUGGCUUGACUGUGGAGACACUAGUCUUACAUAGUGUGGCCAUCAAGAACUAAUUAGUAAAAAUAUUAGAAUUGGUAUAAGCUAAAAUUUUCAUGAUGUUUUUGUCCUAAGACUUUUAAUGGUGUGGCUUACGUUUUAGCUAAGGUAGUUUUUUCUUUGAAUGAUCAUUAUGUAUGGUGGUUUGGCUACUCUGAUUGUAUUACUGAUGCUUUUAAAUAAAUUGUUAUGAUUAAUAGUAUUGUCUGGUACUCUUUUUCUA
Messenger RNA from Cannabis sativa, 1575 nucleotides. Its product is annotated as phloroisovalerophenone synthase. The transcript has 2 exons. The record is from RefSeq and is a predicted model, not a curated record. The coding region runs from base 182 to 1369 and encodes 395 amino acids. NCBI's taxonomy places the organism in Eukaryota, Viridiplantae, Streptophyta, Magnoliopsida, Rosales, Cannabaceae. Gene Ontology annotation, molecular function: acyltransferase activity, transferring groups other than amino-acyl groups. Gene Ontology annotation, biological process: polyketide biosynthetic process.